Molecule: messenger RNA, 4173 nt
Organism: Linum trigynum
Lineage: Eukaryota; Viridiplantae; Streptophyta; Magnoliopsida; Malpighiales; Linaceae
Source: the annotation of a GenBank genome assembly
CUAUGUUACUAAUUAGUGUAUGAGAAUGGAAAUCCACAAUGCAUGCAAGCAAAUAAAUAAUACACAUAUUUAGAUAGUUCACUAAAACCACGUAUGUUAUAGUUAGUUCAUAAAUAUGAGGGAUCAUUUUUAUUAUAUGUAGAAGAGAACAUACUAUAGAGGGGUUGAGGAUAGUUAUAUAUGUACCCGUAUUUCUAGGGAUGACAAAAAUGUUCCAUAUUUGGGUAUUUCUCAAAUCUAACUUAAUACGAGCGAUCAAAUCGGGUUUGGAUUAUUUCAUUUAUGUGGCAGAACCAUACUCAAAUUUUCUAGUUUUGGUCUAAAUUGGACCCAUAGUAUUGUGUACCAAAAAUAAAUGGACAUCAAAUUCUAAUGCAGUUUUGCUAGUAUUUCUUUUUAUGAACAAACAAAAAGGUGUAAACACUUACAUUAAAGGUAUAAUAGGUUGAAGAUGAUUACUGAGAUGGCCGAUAGUGUCUUUUUAUUUGUACAAUCGCCUGGACCCAAAUAGACCCAUAUGAGUCCUCCAAUAUGAGUUUACCCAAAUUGGACUCACGGCAAACCUAACUUAAACUCAAAACUAUUCAAGUGCAUAAUGGUCCAAUUGGGUCUGAUCAAAUACUCAUGUAUGUCAUGGCAAUUGGGUCAAAAUCUAUCCAUUAUCAUUCCUACCGCGAUAACUUUAAAUCGACGACAAAUAACCUGAUUUAAGAAACCCUUCAAACCGAACCCAAUUAUAUCACUGUAACAUAUGAAAUUGCGACUUCACACAAUCAUGGCAUACUCAAAACUAGGGCUAAUACUGCCACAUAAGGGAUAAUACCACUAGGAAACCCGAACUAUUAAGAAUGUGUCAUUUGUGUACUAAAGUUAUCUAUAACGGUCAACGAAAUUGUCAGAAUAUAAUUAAAUGACACAUAACUAUCAUACAUUGUGACACAAAUGUCAUAUUAGAUAGUUUAGAUAACAAAUGACACAUUGUUGAUGGUUGGUUCGGGUUUCCUAAUGGUAUUAGCCCGCCACAUAAUUAAUUAAUUCAUAAACCCCCCAUUAUAGUAAACUAUCAAUGGUCAUGCAUACAUGUUUAGAUAUAAAAAGGAAUAGAAAGAAAAGGAGGUUACGUGGCCUCUUUAUGCUGGCGACAGCUAGCUAAAUGUGAAUCCAGCAAUCCAGGAGGAAGAGGAAGAUCCAUGGAUGGUCACAACUCACAACACCAUAUACAGCUUCUCCAUCCCAGCCAAAGGAAAACGACGGCUCUCUAUAUAUCACCAUAUUAAUAAAAAAUUAAAAACCCAUUUGUAGAAAGAUUUCAUGUGACAUAAUUUAUAAAUAAAAUCCCAUAACCCAAAGAAAAACAGAGGAAGAAGAUGGCGAGUGACUUAUAAUUUCAAGUUCACAAUAACAAUUUCGGGACACGUUGCCAUUGCAAAUGCAAACAGGACGGCACCGAAUCCUUUUGACUUUCCUAAACUGUCCCACUCUCAUCUUCUAUUUAUACCCCCCGCGCCAACAAAGAACCCUACAUCAAUCAUACUUCUCUCUGUUUCUUCGUUGGCUAUAAGCUAAGCAGAGGACUAAAUUAACGCUCUUUGAUUCAUCAAUCUGACAAAAGAACGGUAUGGGAAGAUCGCCUUGUUGCGAGAAGAACGGCCUGAAGAAAGGCCCGUGGACUACAGAGGAAGAUCAGAAGCUGGUCGAUUACAUUCAGAAGCACGGUUGUGGCAACUGGCGCACCCUCCCCAAAAAUGCUGGGUUGCAAAGAUGUGGGAAGAGCUGCCGUCUCCGGUGGACGAAUUACCUCCGGCCGGAUAUCAAGAGGGGCCGGUUCUCUUUCGAGGAAGAGGAAGCCAUCAUCCAGCUGCAUAGUGUCCUCGGAAACAAGUGGUCGGCGAUUGCAGCUCGGUUGCCCGGGCGGACCGACAACGAGAUCAAGAACUUCUGGAACACGCACAUUCGGAAGAGGCUCCUGAGGAUGGGGAUCGACCCCGUCACACACAGCCCGAGGCUCGACCUCCUCGACCUGUCCUCCAUUCUCGGCGUCGUCUCGCAACAGCAACAGCAGCCAAACUUCUCGAGGCUGCUCGGCGGGGUCCGGUCCCUGAUCAACCCUGAAAUCCUGCGUCUCGCCAACUCCAUCCUACAAUCACAAUCGACGUCGUCGUAUCAACCCGAUACUCAAAUUCAAACCCAAACCCAAAAUCAACCCUUCUUCGUGACCGAUCACCAACGGUACCAACCGGUCGCGGUCCAACCGGUUUGCUCCGAGUUUCAAGAAAUGACUGCUAAUUGUGCAACGACGACAACCGCCACGACGGCUACGACAACGACCAUGGAGAACACGCCGCGUGUCAUGUUCUCCGAUGCCGACGUGGGCCCCGCGGUUUGGGACAGCAAUUAUAUGGACGGCGGCGGCUAUGAUGUUCGACAAUCUGAUUACUACUACGCGUCGGUUUACGACGACCAAACGGCCGGUGGUCUUGUUGACCCGUCAACGACGGCAGAGAGCUGGUUUAGCCUCCCGCCGGCGUCGGUAUUAUCGACGCCUUCUUCCAGUCCGACGCCGUUGAAUUCAAACUCGACUUACAAUAAUUUGAGUACGGAAGACGAGAGGGACAGCUAUUGUAGCAAUGUGUUGAUGUUCGAGAUGCCCGAUAGUAUUUUGGAUGUCAGUAAUUUCAUGUAAUUAACAGAAUAUUAAUGUGAUGGGAAUGCGGGAAAGUCAUUUUUCGUUGUUUGAAUUGUUUUAUUUUUUCUUCUUCUUUGUUUUUAUAUAUAUAUAUUCAUUUCAAGAGCUAUAUUUAACUACUCUGGAAAAUAGGGUACUGUACAUGUUCGGUCUGGGAAAUACAUUUUGGUUGUUUGGAAGUUGCGAUAGUUUUGUUAAGAUUGUCAUUAUGCCUAUAUUGUUUACAAUGCAUCGUUUUUUUGUUUUUUAACAGAAACAAUACAUGUAUUGUUUCUGUGAUGUGACAGAAACUAUCACUCAUUUUGAGUGAUUGUUAUAUCUCAACUUUUAGCUGUGAUUGUUAAGAUAGUUGAGUUGAGAUUGUUUUGUCUCAGUUUUUAGCUGUUGCGACAUACGCAAUCACACAUACCAAACGUUGUAUUCUACAAUGCAUCAAAUUUGGCAAUACAUGUAUAAUAUUAUACAUGCAUUCUCAACAAUACAUCUAUUUAACAAUCGCAACUUCUAAACGACCCAUUUAUAUAUGGCAUCAUAACAUCUUUGAGUUACUUCAUUCAAUAUAUCCCGCGGUUCACCAUUAGUUAAUAAAAUGGGUUUGUUGUCUAAUCUAAGUCCAAUUGUAAUCAGUUUUCGUUGAAUUGGGCAAACCAUAAAGGGAAAGAAAAACAGCAGAACUCUCCUCUCUAUGAUUUUCAACUACUCAUCUUUCUUUCUUCUUCGUAAAGGUUACCCCACACACACACUCAUGAGUCAUAAUCCAUGUACUCAUAAACAAUUAAAAUGGUAUAGAAAGAAACCAAGAAGCUGGCUUAAUCUGCUGCAGUGAUGCCGACAGUUUGGUGGUCAGAUUCCGGCGACAUCUCCGGCGACAGUAGGUUCAAAGGGUGGCAACUGACACGCGUCCCGCCAGAAAUAUUGUAUUUUAUCUUGCCUCCUCCCGAAGCCGAGGACUUCAUUUAAUAAUAAAUAGAGUAAUAAUUUGCAUGGGGAUUUAUUUAUGGCAGGGAUGGCAACAAAACCCGAACCCACGGGUACUCACCCGACCCAAUCCGGUCAACGCGGGUAAAAUUCUUGUUGACGGGUUUUGGACCGGGUUUGGGUUUAAACCCGCUACACUAUUCACCAGGUCGGAUUGGGUUUGGGUUUAGAUAAACCCGCCCCAUGGUUACCCGUCCAUACACAUAUAAUUACUUUCCGGUAUAUUUAAUAUUCUAAAUAAUAUAUCUUUCUUAAACAACUAAUAUUCUUUAUGUUUGUGGAGACAUGUAUAAUUUGUUCUUUCUAAUUGUUUAGAAUGAAGUUGAUAUUAUGAAGUGAAGAAUGAAUAAAUUUAGUUGACGAGGAAGAAACUUUCAAUUAAUCUUAUUGUUUAUAGAUGUUUAUCUUUAAUUUUGAACAAUUUGUAUUGAUCAUUUGUGGUUUGCUUGUAUGCUCUAGAUUGGUGUUUUUUGGAUGAUUAAUUUGUAUAAGAAAAUUGAUGUUAAACU